Messenger RNA from Penicillium vulpinum, 1185 nucleotides. RefSeq lists its product as uncharacterized. The coding region runs from base 1 to 1185 and encodes 394 amino acids. NCBI's taxonomy places the organism in Eukaryota, Fungi, Ascomycota, Eurotiomycetes, Eurotiales, Aspergillaceae. The transcript is spliced from 2 exons. The record is from RefSeq and is a predicted model, not a curated record.
AUGGAAGCCGUAGGUUUAGCUUUUGCUGCAUUUUCCUUGUUCAGUGAACUCGAGGCCUGCAGCAAGAGCCUUUGUCGAUUCUCUCGGGAUAUUCGUAUGGCCAAGGAGGAGGUCAAAUUACUCAGAUACGAAAUUGCAAAUUGUCGAUUGCUAGCGAGCAUUUUUGAAGAAGUUAUUACACCAAUUCAGAACAAUGUUAUGCGACUCGCCAGGGAAAACAAGCUUGAUCAGCGGCUUCGCGAGCAAUCAAAAUUGGCCCACAACCAGAUUCGAGAGAUUACCCACAAACUCCAGCCAUUGCACCGUGGCAAAAGUACUGGUUUUGAGAAAUUCCAGGCAAAAAUUCGAUGGCAUUUCAUGAAAGGCGACUUUCAAUUCCCGAUGGCUACAUUAGGUAGCGUGAAAGCCAGUCUACAUCUGUUGACGACACUCUCGUUACUCGAUUCCGCUGUUGCCAACUUCCUUCGGGUUCCGAAUUCGGAUUCUACAAGAAAAUCACAAGCUCUUGAUAAAAUAACAGCCUUGGAAAAGCAAACACGGCGAACAGAGCGACAAUUCAGCGAUUCGAUGAGGGUGCUUCUCGAGCAAGGUUAUCUCGAUCAAAAUCCAGACAAUGCGGGCAAUAUACGAGUGAUAGCUGUUACUAUCAAAGAUAUUAAAAGGGGCACUGUCAAAGAUGCACGAGAUUUGGUUAAACGAUUUACCAACCAGCACCAAGUUAAAUCUCCAACAGAUUCAGAAAUCCCACCGCAGUUGACUUCUGCGGAUGACAUGUACUCACAAAGCGCUCCUCUCGUCAGGACCUCGCGGUACCCAAGCGCGGAAGACCAUUUAAUAGUGAGACUAAACGAUCCUUCUCUUCGAUCUCGAACCCUCGCUAGAGACAGCAUCCGUACUCCCACCAAUGAGCCCACGCCAGUUGGAAGUGAGCUAGAACUUCGACAAAAGCCUCGCCAUCAAACCCAAGACUCUCCUCAUAGCAGCAACCUGGUUAUGGUUGAGUCCGAGCUCGAACCGCCUGUUUCCCACGCCUCCCAUAGUCUAGUUACGGAUACUCCUUACCCUCCCGACGCAUCGCCAAGCAUAUAUCAGGCUAUGCCUCCCUUCAAUGCCUCUGACCUACGAGACAGAGAGAUACGAAACCGUCGACGUCAAAGCCGUUCUCGUAGCCAAAUGGGAGAAUGA